GAUCCCAGUCCCACCCCAAAUUCGAUCUAGGGUUAGGGUUGAAUAAAUUAAGGACACAAAUUGGAAUUUCGAACAGAGAGAAGAAUGGCGACGACGACAGCGAAUAAUUUAGGGACAGUGACGGCGAAGAGAAAGCCGGUGUUCGUAAAGGUGGAGCAGCUCCAGCCAAACACGAACGGCCACACCCUCACGGUGAAGGUGGUGAGCUCGAAGCCGGUGAAGGUCACCAACAAGAACGGCGGUCGAUCAUCUUUGUCGUCUCGGCCUAUUCAGCCCGCUCGCAUCGCUGAGUGCCUCGUUGGCGACGAGACGGGGACCAUUCUCUUCACCGCUCGCAAUGACCAAGUUGACACAAUGAAGCCAGACACAACUGUGAACCUGCGUAAUGCAAAGAUUGACAUGUUCAAGGGGACCAUGAGGCUAGCAGUCGACAAAUGGGGACGUGUUGAAGUCACCGAACCAGCUACCUUCCAAGUUAAAGAGGAUAACAAUCUUUCUCUCAUUGAGUACGAGUUGGUUAACGUUGAAGAGUGAAUGAUGAGUAUAUUGCGGGAGUGGAUGCUGAUGAGGUUUCUAGUAAGAGGUUAGUUAGAUAUGUAUGUGUGCCUAACCAUUAAUGUAAGCGAGAUGCAACUUGUUGAUGUGCCUGUCUUUCUGUCUCUGGUCUUGCGAUUGCCGUGCUUUUUGUUUUAGAGGAGUGAGUCUGGGUGGUGAUGUAAUAUGACUAGGGCAUGAUUUGGAAGUUUUAAACGGUCUCUUUUGUUGUUGGAAUUCGAAUCUGGAAACAACUCCGCUAGUUGUAUUUGAUAAAUCAUGCAUUGUGUA
This is a messenger RNA of Pyrus x bretschneideri (Chinese white pear), 825 nucleotides long. RefSeq lists its product as uncharacterized. The record is from RefSeq and is a predicted model, not a curated record. Bases 85 to 534 code for a protein of 149 amino acids. The transcript has 2 exons. NCBI's taxonomy places the organism in Eukaryota, Viridiplantae, Streptophyta, Magnoliopsida, Rosales, Rosaceae.